AUGCUGAAUCUCAACAUCCGCAAGACCUUCCGACGCGUGCCCAGCUUCCAGGAUAUCCUUCAAGGCAGGAUGACCCACCCCGACAUUUCUGUUGACGUUCUCGUCAUUGGCGCCGGCCCGACGGGUUUGGGUGCGGCCAAGCGCUUGAAUCAGAUUAACGGCCCCUCAUGGUUGAUUGUCGACUCGAACGAAAUCCCCGGUGGUCUCGCCUCGACCGAUGUCACCCCGGAAGGCUUCCUCUACGACGUCGGUGGCCACGUUAUCUUCUCCCACUACAAGUACUUUGACGACUGCAUCAACGAGGCCCUCCCCAAGGAUGAGGACUGGUACGAGCACCAGCGCAUCUCCUACGUGCGCUGCCAGGAGAAAUGGGUCCCCUACCCCUUCCAGAACAACAUCUCCAUGCUGCCCAAGGAGGAGCAGGUCCGCUGCAUUGACGGCAUGAUUGACGCCGCCCUCGAGGCUCGUGUCUCCAACGUCAAGCCCAAGACCUUUGACGAGUGGAUCGUCCGCAUGAUGGGUACUGGUAUUGCCGACCUCUUCAUGCGCCCCUACAACUUCAAGGUCUGGGCUGUGCCGACCACCAAGAUGCAAUGCGCCUGGCUCGGUGAGCGUGUCGCCGCCCCCAAUGUCAAGGCUGUGACCACCAACGUCAUCCUCAACAAGACCGCCGGUAACUGGGGGCCGAACGCGACCUUCCGCUUCCCCGCCCGUGACGGUACGGGUGGUAUCUGGAUCGCCGUGGCCAACACCCUCCCCAAGGAGAAGACCCGCUUCGGCGACAAGGGCAAGGUGGCCAAGGUCAACGCCAACAACAAGACCGUCACCAUGGCCGACGGCACCACCAUCGGCUACAACAAGCUGGUGUCGACCAUGGCGGUCGACUUCCUGGUCGAGUCCAUGAACGACACCGAGCUGAUGCCCCUCACCAAGCAGCUCUACUUCUCCUCGACCCACGUCGUCGGUGUCGGCAUCCGUGGCUCGCGCCCCGAGCGCAUCGGCGACAAGUGCUGGCUCUACUUCCCCGAGGACAACUGCCCCUUCUACCGCGCCACCAUCUUCUCCAACUACUCCCCCCACAACCAGCCCGAGAAGUCCAAGAAGCUGCCCACAAUCCAGCUCGCCGACGGCUCCAAGCCCAAGAGCACCGAGGCCCAGGAGGGCCCGUACUGGUCCAUCAUGCUGGAGGUGUCGGAGUCGUCGAUGAAGCCCGUCAACAACGCCACCCUCCUGGCCGAGUCGAUCCAGGGUCUCGUCAACACCGAGAUGCUGCAGCCCGGCGACGAGAUCGUCUCCACCUACCACCGCCGCUUCGACCACGGCUACCCGACCCCGAGCCUGGAGCGCGAGGGCGCCCUCACCCAGAUCCUGCCCAAGCUGCAGGAGAAGGGCAUCUGGUCGCGUGGUCGCUUCGGCAGCUGGCGCUACGAGGUCGGCAACCAGGACCACUCGUUCAUGCUCGGUGUCGAGGCCGUCGACAACAUCGUCAACGGCGCCGUCGAGCUCACGCUCAACUACCCGGACUUUGUCAACGGUCGCCAGAACACCGAGCGCCGCCUGGUCGAUGGUGCGCAGAUCUUCGCCCAGAACAAGUAA
Messenger RNA from Penicillium riverlandense, 1596 nucleotides. Its product is annotated as protoporphyrinogen/coproporphyrinogen oxidase. The record is from RefSeq and is a predicted model, not a curated record. The transcript has 4 exons. Lineage: Eukaryota; Fungi; Ascomycota; Eurotiomycetes; Eurotiales; Aspergillaceae. Bases 1 to 1596 code for a protein of 531 amino acids.